CCGGCAGCGGCGGUGGCGGCGGCGGGGCUCUAAGCCCGGAGCCCGCAGGACCCCCGAGCACCGCGCGCCGGACGCGGCCUGUUUGGCGCCAGCUGCAAGCAUGAGUGAGGCCCGGAGAGACAGCACAAGCAGCCUGCAGCGUAAAAAGCCGCCGUGGCUGAAGCUGGACAUCCCGGUGGCGGCACCUCCCAUGGCUGAGGAGUCCAGCUCCCUGCAGGUGAGCUCUGGCCAGCAGGGGCUGUGGGCACACCCAACAGCACCCCUUCCCCGGGACCCUGUGGCCCAGCCUCUGAGACGCCAGGUUUUCCUGCGGAGUGUGAGUAUGCCAGCCGAGGCGGCCCAUGUCCCCUCUCCCCACCAUGAGCCCCGACGAUCAGCGCUGCAGCGGCAGAUGUCCAUCACGCAGACCAUCCGCAGGGGCACAGCCGACUGGUUUGGAGUGAGCAAAGACAGUGACAGCACCCAGAAAUGGCAGCGCAAGAGCCUCCGUCACUGCAGUCAGCGUUAUGGAAAGCUGAAGCCCCAGGUCAUGCGGGAGCUGGACCUUCCGAGCCAGGACAACGUAUCCCUGACCAGCACUGAGACGCCUCCACCCCUAUAUGUGGGGCCAUGCCAGCUGGGCAUGCAGAAGAUCAUAGACCCCCUGGCCCGGGGUAGGGCCUUCCGCGUGGCGGAUGAUACCGCCGAUGGCCUGAGCGCCCCGCACACGCCCAUCACGCCGGGUGCUGCCUCCCUCUGCUCCUUCUCCAGCUCCCGCUCGGGUUUCAACCGGCUCCCGCGGAGACGCAAGCGUGAGUCGGUGGCCAAGAUGAGCUUCCGGGCAGCUGCAGCCCUGGUGAAGGGCCGGUCCGUGAGGGAUGGCACCCUCCGCCGGGUGCAGCGCCGAAGCUUUACUCCCGCCAGCUUCCUGGAGGAGGACACAGUUGAGUUCCCCGAGGAGCUUGACACGUCCUUCUUUGCUCGGGAAGGUGUCCUCCACGAGGAGCUGUCCACGUACCCAGACGAGGUGUUUGAGUCUCCCUCGGAGGCAGCACUGAAGGACUGGGAGAAAGGCCCAGAGCAAGCGGGUCUCACGGGGGGCGCACUGGACCGCAAUGAGCUGGAGCGUAGCCAUUUGAUGCUGCCUCUGGAGCGUGGCUGGAGGAAGCAGAAGGAGGGGACCCCUGGGGGCCCCCAGCCAAAGGUGCGGUUGCGGCAGGAGGUGGUGAGCACAGCUGGGCAGCGCCGGGGCCAGCGUAUCGCCGUGCCGGUGCGCAAAUUCUUCGCCAGGGAGAAGCGGCCCUACGGCCUGGGCAUGGUGGGCCGGCUCACCAACCGCACCUACCGCAAACGCAUCGACAGCUACGUCAAACGCCAGAUCGAGGACAUGGAUGACCACAGGCCCUUCUUCACCUACUGGCUCACUUUUGUGCACUCGCUCGUCACCAUUCUAGCUGUGUGCAUCUAUGGCAUAGCGCCGGUGGGCUUCUCGCAGCACGAGACUGUAGAUUCGGUGCUUCGGAACAGAGGGGUCUAUGAGAAUGUCAAGUAUGUCCAGCAGGAGAACUUCUGGGUCGGGCCCAGCUCGGAGGCGCUCAUCCAUCUGGGCGCCAAGUUCUCACCCUGCAUGCGCCAGGACCCGCAGGUGCACAACCUCAUCCGUGCUGCCCGGGAGCGAGAGAAGCACUCGGCCUGCUGCGUGCGCAACGAUAAGUCUGGCUGUGUGCAGACUUCAGAGGAGGAGUGCUCGUCCACGUUAGCAGUGUGGGUGAGGUGGCCCACUCAUCCUAGUGCCCCAGAACUUGAUGGCCACAAGAGACAGUUCGGCUCCGUCUGUCACCAGGACCCCAGGGUAUGUGAUGAACCCUCUUCCGAGGACCCCCAUGAGUGGCCAGAUGACAUCACCAGAUGGCCGAUCUGCACUAAGAACAGCGCAGGGAACCACACCAACCACCCCCACAUGGACUGCGCCAUCACAGGCAGACCUUGCUGCAUUGGCACCAAAGGCAGGUGUGAGAUCACCUCUCGAGAAUACUGUGACUUCAUGCGGGGUUACUUCCACGAGGAGGCCACGCUCUGCUCUCAGGUGCAUUGCAUGGAUGACGUCUGCGGGCUCCUGCCCUUCCUCAAUCCCGAAGUGCCUGACCAGUUCUACCGCCUGUGGUUGUCCCUCUUCCUACACGCUGGGGUCCUGCAUUGCCUGGUCUCUGUCUGCUUCCAGAUGACGGUUCUGCGGGACCUGGAGAAGCUGGCUGGCUGGCACCGCAUUGCCAUCAUUUACAUCCUGAGUGGUGUCACAGGGAACCUCGCCAGUGCCAUCUUCCUGCCGUAUAGGGCAGAGGUGGGCCCCGCUGGCUCCCAGUUUGGCAUCCUGGCCUGCCUCUUCGUGGAGCUCUUUCAGAGCUGGCAGAUCCUGGCACGGCCGUGGCGUGCCUUCUUCAAGCUGCUGGCGGUGGUGCUCUUCCUGUUCACCUUUGGGCUGCUGCCGUGGAUCGAUAACUUCGCCCACAUCUCAGGCUUCAUCAGCGGCCUCUUCCUCUCCUUCGCCUUCCUGCCUUACAUCAGCUUUGGCAAGUUCGACCUGUACCGCAAGCGCUGCCAGAUUAUCGUCUUCCAGGUGGUCUUCCUGGGCCUCCUGGCUGGCCUGGUGGUCCUCUUCUAUUUCUAUCCCGUCCGUUGCGAGUGGUGCGAGUUCCUCACCUGCAUUCCCUUCACCGACAAGUUCUGUGAAAAAUAUGAGCUGGACGCGCAGCUCCACUGAGCUGACCAGGAUGCUGACGCUGACAGCCGCGUGCUCCAGCAGGCCGGAGCCGGGCCUGUUGGCCACAAGCCCUGGGACUCUGCGUGCCUUCAACGCAGACCUCUUGUGCCUUGUCCACUGCUGUUGACCCUCUCGUACUUCUGGCAUUUAUCACACUAGUUCUCAUGGUUACCUUUUAACCUAUCUCUUGACGACCACGUCAUGUGGCCAAUAAAUGGACCCGGGAGCGUUUUAGCUGCCACUGAUUGGAG
Molecule: messenger RNA, 2991 nt
Organism: Suncus etruscus (white-toothed pygmy shrew)
Lineage: Eukaryota; Metazoa; Chordata; Mammalia; Eulipotyphla; Soricidae
Gene: RHBDF1
Product: rhomboid 5 homolog 1
Exons: 17
Coding region: 101-2740 (879 amino acids)
Biological process (GO): regulation of protein secretion; regulation of epidermal growth factor receptor signaling pathway
Cellular component (GO): endoplasmic reticulum membrane
Molecular function (GO): serine-type endopeptidase activity
Source: RefSeq, a predicted model, not a curated record